AUGAUGGGGCGGGGGAACCAACAGUGCGCAUGCGCAGUAGCUCCGCCUGUCUCUGUCAACAUGGCGGCCCCCGUAGACCUAGAACUGAAGAAGGCCUUUGCAGAAUUGCAAGCCAAAAUGAUUGAUACACAGCAGAAGGUGAAGCUCGCAGACUUGCAAAUCGAGCAGCUGAGUCGCGUGAAGAAGCACGCCAAUCUGACCCAUGUAGAGAUCACCUCACUGCCCAGCAACACUCGCAUGUACGAGGGAGUGGGACGCAUGUUUAUCUUGCAGUCGAAAGAUGAGAUUAAUAACCAGCUGCUGGAAAAGCAGAAGACGGCAGAUGAUAAGAUCAAGGAGCUGGAGCAAAAGAAGACGUACUUGGAGCGAAGUGUGAAGGAGGCCGAAGACAACAUCAGAGAAAUGCUAAUGUCCAGGCGUGCUCAAUAAAUCGCCCAUACAGCUCUGUUUCCACUUACCUUUCCACAACCUGUUAUUUUGUUUAAUAAUGUUUUGCAUGUUCUUUGGGGAUACAGUUAUCUCUAGGAACAGAACACAUGAAUCAUUGUUCUUUUCAGUGGGGGGGAUGGAUGAAUAUGGGUGUGGUGUGUCGGUCACUCAGUUGUUAAGCAUUGCUCCUAUCGCUGUGAUGUGUCAUGUUUACUUUUUCAUUGGGGUGUAAUAAAAAAGUUCUUUAUUUAA
Molecule: messenger RNA, 681 nt
Organism: Hemibagrus wyckioides
Lineage: Eukaryota; Metazoa; Chordata; Actinopteri; Siluriformes; Bagridae
Gene: pfdn1
Product: prefoldin subunit 1
Exons: 4
Coding region: 1-429 (142 amino acids)
Biological process (GO): protein folding
Cellular component (GO): prefoldin complex; cytoplasm
Molecular function (GO): protein folding chaperone
Source: RefSeq, a predicted model, not a curated record